CUCUCUCACUCACUCAUUUCUCUCCACCUGGUUCACAUUCCAACAUUUAUUCACACACAUUGAUCACCACCACACUUAAAAGCUAAAACCCUAGCUCUUUCUCCUCCUCUCCUUCUUUCCUAUAUAAACCCUCUAAUUUCAUUUUUGACCUUACUCACAAAAAAAUGGAGCUCUGUACACCUAGAGCCUUCUCGAAACUUCCAAGUAACAGGCUUAUUAACAAACCUCACCUCCAAUGGAGACCUUCUCUUCUGCUCAACAAACCCCCUAAACAUCUAUUUAAUCAAGGAUUGUUUUACCGGAAAGGCUCGGCUAUUAGAGCAAAAUCAGAGACCGAGGCUUAUGAGUUAUAUGUACCUCCUUCUGUUGAAGAUUCUAGCAAAGACAAAGAGACGGAUCCUUAUGAGUCUCUAGUAUAUGAACCUCCUAAAGUCGAAGAGAAAGAUAGUGGAGCUGUUCAGAAUGGAGCACCAAUUGAAGAUUCUAGCAAAGACAAAGAGACUGAUCCUUAUGCGGCUUUGAUAUAUGAACCUCCUAAAGUCGAAGAGACAGAUAAUGGAACUGUUCAAAAUGAAACACCAAUUGAAGAUUCUAGCAAAGACAGAAAGACGGAUCCUUAUGCGGCUUUGGUAUAUGAACCUCCUAAAGUUGAAGAGAAAGAUAAUGGAACUGUUCAAAAUGAAGCACCAAUUGAAGAGUCUAGCAAAGACAAAGAGACGGAUCCUUAUGCGGCUUUGGUAUAUGAACCUCCUAAAGUUGAAGAGAAAGAUAUUGGAACUGUUCAAAAUGAAGCACCAAUUGAAGAUUCUAGCAAAGACAAAGAGACGGAUCCUUAUGCGGCUUUGGUAUACGAACCUUCUAAAGUUGAAGAGAAAGAUGACGGUGCUGUUCAGAAUGGAGCACCAAUAGAAGACAAGCAGACGGAUCCUUAUGCGGCUUUAAUAGAUGAGCCUCCUAAAGUUGAAGAGAAAGAUGAUGGAGCUGUUCAGGAUGAAACACCAGUGGAAGAUUCUAUUAAAGACAAGGAGCUGGAUGCUUAUGCGUCUUUGACAUAUGAACCUCCUAAAGUCGAAGAGAAAGAUGAUGGAGCUAUUCAGAAUGAAGCACAGAUUGAAGAUUCUAGGGAAGAGAAAGAGAAGGAUGCUUCUGCGACUUUGACAUAUGAACCUCCUAAAGUCGAAGAGAAAGAGAAGGAUGCUCUGGAUUUUGAUUCACAACUGUCCAAGUUCUUUGACAAGCUAAAUAUUAAGUAUGAUCCUGAAGAUUCCUCUUCACUUAUCCUUUUUGGUGGUGUUGCUGUCACUGCUCUUUGGUUGACAACUUCAAUUCUUGGAGCCAUCGAUUCUAUACCUUUGUUUCCUAAAUUACUCGAAGUGGUGGGACUUGGCUACAGUCUCUGGUUCAGUGCCCGUUAUCUACUAUUCAAGAGUAAUAGAGAUGAGUUUGCUGCUAAAGUUGAAGGGAUUAAGAAGGAGGUACUAGGUUCUAAAGAUGAUUAAUUUUUACUUGGAAAGAACUUAAUGUUCCUUUUUAGUUUUGUGCAAAGAGGAGCUAUCUAUCUUAUAGUAGAAGAGAUUUAUCCAUAUAGCAAGCCAAUGUGAAUAAUAGAAAAUUGUGUAUAUGCUUUUGUUUUCACUAAAAGUGAUACUAUCCUUUAUGAAAUAGCUCAAUUUUGUGUUUUUUA
Molecule: messenger RNA, 1684 nt
Organism: Capsicum annuum
Lineage: Eukaryota; Viridiplantae; Streptophyta; Magnoliopsida; Solanales; Solanaceae
Product: probable serine/threonine-protein kinase kinX
Exons: 5
Coding region: 165-1499 (444 amino acids)
Cellular component (GO): thylakoid; chloroplast thylakoid membrane
Source: RefSeq, a predicted model, not a curated record